Sclerotinia sclerotiorum 1980 UF-70 is the source of this 231-nucleotide messenger RNA. RefSeq lists its product with no specific name. The transcript is spliced from 3 exons. The record is from RefSeq and is a predicted model, not a curated record. NCBI's taxonomy places the organism in Eukaryota, Fungi, Ascomycota, Leotiomycetes, Helotiales, Sclerotiniaceae. The coding region runs from base 1 to 231 and encodes 76 amino acids.
AUGAUUUGUGCUUUGGAAAUUGAUGCUCGUGUAGUUUUAUGUAAUGAAUGUUUAAUGACAGGCUUUAUUUUCGACUAUGAUUCGAGGAUGUACACAAUCGAACCUGAUGAGGAAGGCACCAUCAUCGAUGAUCUUCAAAACUUGAAACUAGAGAAACAUUUGAGUGGCUUCGGUGGCUCGAGUGGCUUGGUAUGGCUGGUGGCUCGUUCAUACUUUAACUCUGUCCAUUAA